AUGACAGCUCUCGGCACUCCGACGGAGAAUACGCCAACGAAGCCGGCGGAUGCUACAGGCGAGAACACCAAACACGAUGAAAAGGAUUACGAGGCAAGCAAAGAAGACUCAGCAGAGUCAGAAUCAGAGGAUGAGAUAGGCCCUCUGCAAAAGAUCCUCGACAAACGCCAAGUAUUUAUUUUGUUCACAGUACUCUGGAUAUUCAACUUCGCUUUGGCAUUUUCGUCUGGCAUCUUCAAGGUUCUGACUCCUUAUGUCACAAGCGAUUUCAGCAAACAUGCCCUCACGGCAACGACAUCAGUAGUGGCGAACAUCACCAGCGGCAUUGUCAAGCUGCCGUACGCUAAGCUUCUGGAUGUCUGGGGAAGACCCCACUGUAUGGCAGCCAUGGUUGUCUUCACAACAGUCAGCUCGGCCAUGAUGGCCGCUUGCCAGAACGUCGAAACUUACUGUGCGGCUCAAGUCCUCUACUACAUCGGCUUUUUCGGUAUCCAGUUCAGCUUCAUCAUCCUCAUUGCCGACGCAAUCGCUCUCCGUUACCGAGCUCUUGUCAUGGGAUUCAUUGCCACUCCAACGAUUCUGGCGAUUUGGGCUUGUGGUCCAGCAGCGGAAAGUGUUCUGUCCAACAUCGGUUUCAGAUGGGGCUUUGGGAUAUGGGCCAUUCUUGUUCCUAUCUUCUCCGUUCCUCUGUUAUUUCUGAUGUUCAAGUAUGAUAAACAGGCUCGGGAGGCCGGUUUCAUCCCACCGCGCAGCAACAACCGGACGAUUCGAGAUGGAGUCAUGCACUAUUGCAAAGAAUUCGACGUAAUCGGACUUCUGCUGCUCGCCUCCGGUCUAUGCUUCUUGCUAUUGUCGAUUAGCAUAUACUCCUACCAGUCUGAGGGCUGGAAGUCUCCGAUGAUCAUCAGCUUCAUUGUAGUCGGCGGCCUUCUACUUAUCACGUUCCUUCUAUACGAGAAGUACCUCGCCCCAGCCACGUUUCUUCCUUGGCAGCUUAUCAAAAACCGAACUGUCGUGUUCACUAAUCUCAUGGCGCUGGCCUUGUAUGGUUCAGAGGGACUUGCUUCGGCGUACAUUUACUCGAUGCUCGUCGUGGCUUUCAACCAGUCAGUGACGAAUGCAACCUACAUCACCAACGUCGAGAUGGUCGGCUCUUCUGUCGCGAACGUUCUGCUCGGUGCUGCACUGAGAUACGUGAAUGGCCGUAUCAAAUACUAUGCCCUCUUUAUUGGAGUACCCCUUUUCAUACUCGGCGAAGGACUGAUGAUCAGCCUGCAUAUCCCGGAUCCAUCAGUCGGCCUCAUGAUCCUCUGUCAGAUCCUUCUCUCUGUGGGAAGCGGCAUCAUGUACCCGAUCGAACAGCUGUCGCUUAUGGCUGUGUCACACGCUCAUACUCCAGCUUUGCUUGCAGUUGAGACAACAAUCGUAGCAUGCGGCAAGGGGGCUGGCGGUGCUAUUGCGACGGCCAUAUGGACUGGAUUAUUCCGGAAGAAGUUGGCGGAGUACUUACCCACGUCGGAGCUGAUCAAUCUCGACGACAUCUAUGGCAGUUUAGAGGUCCAGUCGUCAUACACUAUUGGGACAUCUGAGAGAACGGCCAUCAACCGCGCAUAUGGAGAGACGCAACGUGUCAUUUUCAUAACAGCAACAUCUAUUCUGGCCGUGGCUCUGAUUUCGGUGCUAUUUUGGAGGGACAUCGAUGUUAAGAAAGCAAAGGGCUGCAGAAAAAGUGUUGGCAACUAG
Colletotrichum karsti is the source of this 1743-nucleotide messenger RNA. RefSeq names its product major facilitator superfamily transporter. Gene Ontology annotation, molecular function: transmembrane transporter activity. The record is from RefSeq and is a predicted model, not a curated record. The coding region runs from base 1 to 1743 and encodes 580 amino acids. Gene Ontology annotation, biological process: transmembrane transport. The transcript is spliced from 2 exons. Lineage: Eukaryota; Fungi; Ascomycota; Sordariomycetes; Glomerellales; Glomerellaceae.